AGCAUUUGCUUCUCUCACACACAUUCAUCAUUCAUCAUUCCCAUUUCCAUCUCCUUAAGUCUCUCAUUCCUUUCCUUUCCUUUUUUUGGGAUUCUUAGCAACCAGUUAAGGUAAGUUGAGUAAGUAUGUGGGGUGUUGCUCUUACAGCCAUGGUUGUGGUGGGCAUUACCCAUUGGCUUUACAGAUGGUGGAAUCCUAAAUGCAACGGGAAUCUCCCCCCUGGUUCAAUGGGUUGGCCAUUACUAGGUGAAACCCUUCACUUCUUCGCUCCUAAUCCAACCUGGGAUACACCUCCCUUUGUCAAAGAGAGGAUCAAAAGAUAUGGGUCAAUAUUCCGAACUAGUUUGGUUGGGAGGCCGGUUGUAGUCUCAACUGAUUCAGAUCUUAAUUAUAUCAUCUUCCAGCAAGAAGGCCAGUUGUUUCAAAGCUGGUAUCCAGAUAGUUUUACCGAAGUUUUUGGGAGACAGAAUGUAGGAUCUUUGCAUGGAUAUAUGUACAAAUAUCUUAAGAACAUGGUCUUAUAUUUAUUUGGUCCCGAAAGUCUCAAAAAGAUGCUUCACGAAGUAGAACACGUGGCAGCUAUAAACUUACAGAAAUGGGCUGCCCAGGAUUCGGUGGAAUUGAAGGAAGCAACUGCAAAUAUGAUAUUUGAUCUGACUGCAAAAAAGUUGAUAAGUUAUGAUCCGGAGAAAUCAUCCGAGAAUCUGAGGGAGAAUUUUGUAGCUUUUAUACAGGGAUUAAUUUCCUUCCCUUUGGACAUUCCUGGAACAGCUUACCACAAGUGUCUAGAGGGAAGAAGGAAGGCAAUGACGAUGCUGAAGAGCAUGCUAGAAGAGAGGCGAGCAAAGCCAAGAGAGGUGAAAAGCGAUUUCUUCGAUUACUUACUUGAAGAACUUGAAAGAGGUGAUUCCAUACUUACAGAAGCAAUCGCCUUGGAUUUGAUGUUUGUGCUAUUGUUUGCGAGCUUUGAAACAACUUCUCUCGCCAUAACAGUAGCUGUUAAGCUUCUGAAAGAGAAUCCUCGGGUAUUGCAGGCAUUAACGGAAGAGCAUGAGAGUAUCCUAAGAAACAGGGAAAAUACAGAGUCUGGACUUACAUGGAAAGAAUAUAAGUCGAUGACGUUCACGUUUCAGCUUAUAAACGAAACAGUGCGUCUGGCUAACAUAGUUCCAGGGGUAUUCAGAAAAGCACUUAAAGAUAUCAAGUUCAAAGACUAUACAAUUCCCGCUGGUUGGGCAGUAAUGGUAUGUCCUCCAGCCGUCCACUUAAACCCGGACAAUUAUAAAGAUCCGCUGGAAUUCAAUCCAUGGAGAUGGGAGAGGAUGGAUCAGAAAGGUGCAUCAAAGAACUUUAUGGCUUUUGGUGGUGGCAUGAGGUUUUGUGUUGGAACUGAUUUCACUAAACUACAGAUGGCUGUGUUUCUUCACUGCUUAGUCACCAAAUACAGGUGGCGACUUGUGGGAGGAGGAGAAAUUGUACGAACGCCUGGUUUACAGUUUCCAAAUGGGUUUCAUGUUGAGAUCACAGAGAAAGAUGAUACUGAUACUAAUCCAAGACAAUAGGAUCCCUGUUGUAAAACAAUCACCAACUUCCUGAAAAUGUAUGUGAGUAAGCUGAGGAAAAUUUUGCUCAGGGGCAUGUCAAGCACAAUGCUUAGAAAAUGUAUAAGUUUACAGAAGCAAGAAAUGAAAAAUGUACAAUGUUCUAA
Molecule: messenger RNA, 1708 nt
Organism: Lactuca sativa (garden lettuce)
Lineage: Eukaryota; Viridiplantae; Streptophyta; Magnoliopsida; Asterales; Asteraceae
Gene: CYP87A2
Product: cytochrome P450, family 87, subfamily A, polypeptide 2
Biological process (GO): multicellular organism development; sterol metabolic process; brassinosteroid homeostasis
Molecular function (GO): monooxygenase activity; iron ion binding; heme binding
Source: RefSeq, a predicted model, not a curated record